GAGUCGGAUCAUGGCACUCUUCGUGUUGAUGGAUUCACUUGCGUCCCAGGGGCUAAGCUUGUAUUAGAACCAAUCACAGCUCGGUUACACUCGCCUUUCAGCAUGUCAGGCUACAAUCAAGGCGGCCAUUACGAUGAUGGCUACGCCCAACAUGGUGGCCAUGGGGAUUCCUAUUACCAGGAUGAACAUCAUGGCCAGGCUUACUACGAUCCCAACGACUAUGGCGAUGGUUACUAUGAUAGAGGAGGAUACUAUGCCGAUGGUGGACAUGGUUACCAGCAGGACGGCGGGUACUAUGACGCUGGCCACCAGGACGAUUACUAUGGCGAGCCCUACUAUGACCAAGCGAACGGCCAGCAAAGAGGACGACGUCGCGGCGAUUCGGAGGAAGACUCGGAGACGUUCAGUGAUUUUACUAUGAGAUCCGAAACGGCACGUGCGGCGGACAUGGACUACUACGGUCGCGGGGACGAACGCUACAACAGCUAUGCCGACAGCCAGUAUGGUGGACGUGGUGGAUAUGGCUACCGUCCGCCCUCCUCCCAGAUCUCCUACGGAGGCAACCGGUCGUCCGGAGCGUCGACUCCCGUCUACGGCAUGGACUACGGAAAUGCUCUGCCUGCUGGUCAGCGAUCCCGGGAGCCGUAUCCGGCGUGGUCCUCUGAUGCCCAAGUUCCUGUUUCCAAGGAGGAAAUCGAGGACAUUUUCCUCGACCUGGUCAACAAAUUCGGUUUCCAAAGGGAUAGUAUGCGUAACAUGUACGACCACCUCUUAACACAGCUAGACUCGCGUGCCUCCCGUAUGACGCCAAACCAGGCACUCCUUUCUCUGCAUGCCGACUACAUCGGUGGUGAUAAUGCGAACUAUCGUCGUUGGUACUUCGCGGCUCACCUUGAUCUCGAUGAUGCUGUGGGCUUUGCCAACAUGAAGUUGGGCAAGGCGGAUCGAAAGACCAGAAAGGCCCGCAAAGCGGCCCAGAAAAAGGCGAAAGAGAACCCGGAGAAUGUGGAUGAGACUCUUGAAGCACUCGAGGGCGAUAACAGUCUCGAAGCCGCCGAGUACCGGUGGAAGACCCGCAUGAACCGCAUGUCGCAGCACGACCGAGUCCGUCAAGUGGCCUUGUACUUGUUGUGCUGGGGCGAGGCUAAUCAGGUCCGGUUCUUGCCCGAGUGUCUCUGUUUUAUCUUCAAGUGCGCGGAUGACUACUAUAGUUCGCCAGAAUGCCAGAACCGGGUUGAGCCCGUCGAGGAGUUUACUUACCUGAACGAAAUCAUCACUCCUCUUUACCAGUACUGCCGUGAGCAGGGCUAUGAGAUCUCCGACGGAAAAUACGUGCGCAGAGAGAAGGAUCACAACCAGAUUAUUGGUUACGAUGACAUGAACCAACUUUUCUGGUACCCCGAGGGCAUCGAGCGAAUUGUAUUCGAAGACAAGACCCGCCUUGUUGACAUUCCAACCGCUGAAAGAUGGCUCAAGCUGAAGGAAGUCGAUUGGAAGAAGGUGUUCUUCAAGACAUACAGGGAAACCAGAUCUUGGUUCCAUAUGAUCACGAACUUCAACCGUAUUUGGGUCAUUCACUUGUGUUCUUUCUGGUUCUUCACCGCGUACAACGCCCCGACUCUAUACACGAAAAACUACCAACAGCAGUUGAAUAAUAAGCCUCCCGGCUCUUACUACUGGUCUGCUGUUGGUUUCGGUGGUGCCCUGGCCUCUUUCAUUCAGGUUUUGGCUACUAUUUGUGAAUGGAUGUACGUCCCACGACGGUGGGCCGGUGCUCAGCACCUCACCAAGCGACUGAUGUUCCUCCUGCUGAUGUUCAUCAUCAACCUGGCCCCUGGUGUGGUUGUUUUCGGCUUCAAGAAGCAGAUCGGUGAAACAAUUGCCCUGGUCAUUGGUAUCGUUCACUUCAUCAUUGCUCUGGUGACCUUCUUCUUCUUUUCCGUCAUGCCGCUUGGUGGUUUGUUCGGUAGCUACUUGAAGAAAAAUGGUCGUCAAUACGUUGCCAGUCAGACAUUCACUGCCAGCUGGGCACGUCUCCAGGGCAAUGACAUGUGGAUGUCCUACGGUCUUUGGGUUUGUGUUUUUGGAGCAAAAUUGGCUGAGUCUUACUUCUUCUUGACUCUCUCCUUCAAGGAUCCCAUCCGUAUUCUUUCUCCAAUGCAGAUCCAGCGGUGCUCUGGUGUCCAAUACCUCGGAACUGUGCUGUGUUAUCGUCAGCCGCAGAUCUUGCUCGGCCUGAUGUUCUUCAUGGAUUUGACCCUCUUCUUCCUGGAUAGUUACCUCUGGUAUAUUAUUUGCAACACCGUUUUCUCUGUUGCAAGGUCUUUCUACCUUGGUGUUUCUAUCUGGUCCCCAUGGAGAAACAUCUUCUCUCGCCUCCCGAAGCGUAUCUACUCCAAGGUUCUUGCCACCACGGACAUGGAGAUCAAGUACAAGCCAAAGGUUCUCAUUUCACAAGUCUGGAACGCAAUCAUCAUUUCCAUGUAUCGCGAACAUCUGCUGGCUAUUGACCAUGUCCAGAAGCUCUUGUACCACCAAGUUCCUUCUGAACAAGAGGGUAAGCGGACUCUGCGUGCCCCAACUUUCUUCGUAUCCCAGGAAGAUCAAUCUUUCAAGACCGAAUUCUUCCCCCCGGGAAGCGAAGCUGAGCGCCGUAUUUCCUUCUUCGCACAGUCCCUGUCUACUCCUAUGCCCGAGCCCUUGCCUGUCGACAACAUGCCCACUUUCACUGUCCUGAUUCCCCACUACAGCGAGAAGAUUCUCUUGUCGCUCCGUGAGAUUAUCCGUGAAGACGAACCUUACUCCCGUGUCACUCUGCUCGAGUACCUCAAGCAGCUGCACCCUCACGAGUGGGAUUGUUUCGUCAAGGACACGAAGAUCCUUGCAGAUGAAACCUCUCAAUUCAACGGUGAAAUGGAGAAGACUGAGAAGGAUGUCGCUAAGAGUAAGAUCGACGAUCUUCCGUUCUAUUGCAUUGGUUUCAAAUCCGCUGCUCCAGAAUAUACUCUUCGUACCCGUAUUUGGUCUUCCUUGCGUUCGCAAACACUCUACAGAACCAUUUCCGGCUUUAUGAACUACAGCCGCGCCAUCAAGCUGCUUUAUCGUGUUGAGAACCCGGAAGUCGUACAAAUGUUCGGUGGUAACUCCGAAAAGCUGGAACGGGAACUGGAAAGAAUGGCUCGUCGCAAGUUCAAGAUCUGUGUUUCGAUGCAGCGUUAUGCCAAGUUCAACAAAGAAGAACGCGAAAACACUGAAUUCCUUCUCCGUGCCUAUCCCGACUUGCAAAUUGCCUACCUUGAUGAGGAAGCGCCAGAGAAUGAAGGUGAUGAGCCCCGCCUGUACUCGUCUUUGAUUGACGGACACUGCGAACUACUCGAGAACGGAAUGCGGAAGCCCAAGUUCAGGAUUCAAUUGUCUGGAAACCCCAUUCUGGGAGAUGGCAAGUCCGACAACCAGAACCACGCCAUCAUCUUCUACCGUGGUGAAUACAUUCAGGUCAUUGACGCCAACCAGGACAACUACCUUGAAGAGUGCUUGAAGAUUCGUAGCGUUCUUGCCGAGUUUGAGGAGUUGACAACUGACAACGUAUCUCCGUACACGCCCGGUAUCCCGUCAUCGGACGUCAACCCUGUUGCUAUCCUUGGUGCUCGUGAAUACAUUUUCUCCGAGAACGUUGGUGUCCUUGGUGAUGUCGCCGCUAGUAAGGAACAAACAUUCGGUACCCUCUUCGCCCGUACACUUGCCGAGAUUGGUGGUAAGCUGCAUUAUGGUCACCCUGAUUUCCUCAACGGUAUCUUCAUGUGCACCCGCGGUGGUAUCUCGAAAGCUCAGAAGGGUCUUCACCUGAACGAAGAUAUCUAUGCCGGUAUGAAUGCUAUGGUCCGUGGUGGUCGUAUCAAGCACUGUGAAUACUUCCAGUGUGGUAAGGGUCGUGAUCUUGGUUUUGGCUCUAUUCUUAACUUCACUACUAAGAUUGGUACUGGUAUGGGCGAGCAAAUGCUGUCUCGAGAGUAUUAUUAUCUUGGCACACAGCUACCCCUCGAUCGGUUUUUGUCCUUCUAUUACGCGCAUCCUGGUUUCCAUCUUAACAAUAUGUUCAUCAUGCUUUCUGUGCAGAUGUUCAUGAUCGUUCUGAUCAAUCUGGGAGCCCUGAAGCAUGAGACCAUCACUUGCAGGUACAACAAGAAUUUGCCAAUUACCGACCCCUUGCGCCCAACCUUCUGUGCCAACCUUGUACCUGUCAUUGACUGGGUCAACCGCUGUGUCAUUUCCAUCUUCAUCGUCUUCUUUAUCUCUUUUGUCCCACUCGCGGUCCAAGAGCUUACAGAGAGAGGUGUUUGGCGCAUGGCCACUCGUCUCGCAAAACAUUUCGGCUCUUUCUCGUUCAUGUUCGAAGUGUUUGUCUGCCAGAUUUACGCCAAUGCUGUUCAUCAAAACCUGUCGUUUGGUGGUGCUCGUUAUAUCGGUACUGGCCGUGGUUUCGCGACCGCUCGUAUUCCGUUUGGUGUGCUCUACUCACGUUUCGCUGGUCCUUCCAUCUACGCCGGUGCGCGACUCUUGCUCAUGCUCCUUUUCUCCACGUCUACCGUAUGGAGUGCGGCUUUGAUUUGGUUCUGGGUUUCGCUGCUUGCUCUUUGCAUAUCGCCCUUCCUUUUCAACCCUCAUCAAUUCGCUUGGCAAGACUUCUUCAUUGACUACCGUGACUACCUUCGCUGGCUCUCUCGCGGUAACUCACGGUCUCACGCGUCUUCUUGGAUCGCUUUCUGCCGACUGUCUCGUACUCGCAUUACGGGUUACAAGCGGAAGCUCCUCGGCGUUCCGUCUGAAAAGGGAUCUGGUGAUGUCCCCAGAGCUCGUAUUACGAACAUCUUUUUCAGCGAAAUCGUCGCACCCUUAGUUUUGGUUGGUGUUACCUUGAUUCCAUACCUAUUCAUCAACUCUAGAACUGGCACCAUGGAGGACGACAAGUCCCCGAAGAAUGCUAUUGCCCGAAUUGCGAUUGUGGCUUUUGGUCCCAUCGCUAUCAACGCUGGUGUUGCUGGCAUGUUCUUCGGUAUGGCAUGCUGUAUGGGUCCAAUCUUUAGCAUGUGCUGCAAGAAGUUCGGUGCCGUACUGGCCGCCAUCGCGCACGCAAUCGCUGUCAUCAUCCUGCUCGUUAUCUUCGAGGUCAUGUUCUUCCUCGAGGGUUGGUCUUGGCCUAGGUGUGUCUUGGGUAUGAUCUCGGCGGCUGCAAUUCAACGUUUCGUGUACAAGCUUAUCAUCUCACUUGCCUUGACUCGUGAGUUCAAGCACGACCAAUCUAACAUCGCCUGGUGGACUGGAAAGUGGUACAACAUGGGCUGGCACUCACUGUCCCAGCCUGGUCGUGAAUUCCUGUGCAAGAUCACAGAGCUCGGCUAUUUCGCUGCUGAUUUCGUUCUUGGUCAUCUGAUUCUCUUUAUCAUGUUGCCUGCUCUCUGUGUUCCUUACAUUGAUAAGUUCCACUCCGUUAUUCUUUUCUGGCUGCGCCCAAGUCGUCAAAUCCGGCCUCCGAUCUACUCUUUGAAGCAGUCGAAGCUUCGUAAGAGAAGAGUGGUUCGCUUCGCGGUCCUCUAUUUUGCGAUGCUGCUCCUCUUCCUCAUCCUUCUUAUCGCACCGUUGGUCGUUCGCAAGUUGAACAUUAGCCUGCCCAGCAUCCCACUGGAUCUCUUACAACCGCUUGACGCGCAACACAACAAUACCAUCACUAGCUAUACCGGCUAUGGACUUCCGAAUGGCGACAGCGGAAUCCCGCCGUCGGUUUUGGCUUCCGCUACGUACAAGCGUCAAUGCUCGGCUUUGAUCGCGAAGCUCUUAUACCUCCCUUCCGACCCCCGCUUUUUCGCCCUUUUGCGCUGCGAGCGCCGUGUUACCUUUUCCAUCAUGGAUAUCCAGGAGACCCAACGUCUCCUUUCGGAGUAUCUCCAUGAGCUUGCAGACCUCUUCCAUCGCGUUCCGGGUUCCGCGAUCUUUCUUCGCUACGUCAAAUCCAGCUAUCAAAAUGAUCCCAUUCGUUCUGCGGUUGAGCUCUUUCUAUUCCUAUUCGCGGUUCGCUAUUUGCUUGCUCCCAAGUAUUCGACCAAACCUGGAGUGGUCCAACUCUCAGAGGAUGAGAUCGACGACUUGGUAGACGAGUGGACUCCUGAACCACUUGUAGGAAAACCCACAGUCUUGGAGGAGAUGGAGGUCGAUAAGCGGACAGUAAUUGUUGGUCCAGUCGGCCCCAAGUCGAAACUGGCCAAUGGCAGAACCGUCGUUAACCUUGGCUCCUAUAACUUCUACAAUUUUAACACCAACGAGUCGCUCAAAGAGAAAGCUAUUCAGACUCUCCGCAAUUACGGCGUUGGUCCUUGUGGCCCCCGAGGAUUUUACGGCACUCAAGAUGUUCAUAUGAAGACGGAGGCGGACGUUGCCUCGUUCCUGGGUACCGCAUCAUGUAUCAUCUACUCCCAGGCCUUUUCCACCAUCUCAAGUGUUAUCCCCGCGUUCUCGAAACGUGGAGACAUCAUUGUUGCGGAUAAGGGCGUUAAUUUUGCUAUCCGGAAGGGCAUUCAGAUCUCCCGUAGCAUGGUUCGAUGGUAUGAACAUAACGACAUGGAGGAUCUGGAAAGAGUCCUUGCCAAGGUUACCAAAGAACAAGCCAGAAAACCACUCACGAGACGUUUCAUCAUCACGGAAGGUUUGUUUGAAUCAUACGGUGAUAUGGUUGACCUGCCCAAGAUCAUUGAGCUCAAACUGAAGUACAAGUUCCGACUCAUCCUCGACGAAUCGUGGUCGUUCGGCGUCCUCGGAAGGACCGGUCGUGGUGUUACGGAGCAUCAAAAUGUGGACGCGGCCGAAGUUGACAUGAUCGUGGGCUCGCUGGCCGGCCCCUUGGUUGCGGGUGGAGGCUUCUGCGCUGGUUCGGAGGAGAUCGUUCAUCAUCAGCGCAUUUCCGCCGCUGCUUACACAUUCUCCGCGGCACUGCCUGCUCUUCUGUCGACAACUGCCAGUGCCACAAUUAAUAUCCUUCAGAAUAGCCCUGAAACGAUAUCCCAGCUGCGGGAGCAUACCAAGGCCAUGUGGGCACAGCUUGACCCCCGUAGUGACUGGGUAUACUGUACUAGUGCUCCCGAGAAUCCUAUCAUGAUUUUGGCCCUUAAGCCUGAAGUGGUUGCUGCUAAGAGACUGUCGGUUGAAGACCAGCAAUUUCUGCUGCAGGAUGUGGUGGAUGAGUGCCUUGCAAAUGGUGUCCUAAUCACCCGCCUCAAGACCCUCCUAGAUAACUUUGAGCCGAAGCAGGUCGUUUACCCAGCAUUGAAGGUCUGCGUGACGACCGGCUUGACGAAGAAGGAGAUCGAGAAAGCUGGAACCAUUAUCCGUCAUGCUAUCACGAAAGUACUGAGCAAAAAGAAGUAAUCCUUACGUUUUC
Molecule: messenger RNA, 7429 nt
Organism: Aspergillus nomiae NRRL 13137
Lineage: Eukaryota; Fungi; Ascomycota; Eurotiomycetes; Eurotiales; Aspergillaceae
Product: 1,3-beta-glucan synthase component FKS1
Exons: 7
Biological process (GO): (1->3)-beta-D-glucan biosynthetic process; fungal-type cell wall polysaccharide biosynthetic process
Cellular component (GO): plasma membrane; 1,3-beta-D-glucan synthase complex
Molecular function (GO): pyridoxal phosphate binding; 1,3-beta-D-glucan synthase activity
Source: RefSeq, a predicted model, not a curated record